Molecule: messenger RNA, 5563 nt
Organism: Hemiscyllium ocellatum (epaulette shark)
Lineage: Eukaryota; Metazoa; Chordata; Chondrichthyes; Orectolobiformes; Hemiscylliidae
Gene: ovca2
Product: OVCA2 serine hydrolase domain containing
Exons: 2
Coding region: 41-733 (230 amino acids)
Biological process (GO): response to retinoic acid
Cellular component (GO): nucleus; cytoplasm
Source: RefSeq, a predicted model, not a curated record
GGGUGGCGGGCUCCUGCCGGUUGUAGUUGCCGUCGCUGUAAUGGCUCCGCCGGUGCUGCGGCUGCUGUGUGUUCACGGUUACCGUCAGGACGGCAGGAUUUUCCGAGAGCGGACCGGCUCCCUGCGGAAAGCGCUGCGGAAACGCGCCGAGCUGCUCUACGUGUCGUCGCCGCUCAGGGUGCCCCCUCCGCUGGGGGCGACGGCUCAGCCUCCUGCAGCCGCCGGGGACGGGACUCAAAUGGGGGAAACUGAGGAAGAUGGCCGUGGCUGGUGGUUCUCAAACCCGGUUGAGGACAGUUUCAAUGCCUUGGAUCAUGUGGAGACCUGCAAAGGGCUUGAAGAAUCGCUGGAGACCAUCUCCAAAGCCAUGGCUGAAUUAGGCCCAUUUGAUGGUAUCAUGGGUUUCAGCCAAGGAGCAGCUCUUGUGGCAAUGGUCUGUGCCCUCAAACAGAAGGGAGACCCCAGAUUCCAGUUUGAUUUUGCAAUUCUUGUGGCAGGCUUUAAGAGCAGGUGUAAGCUCCAUGAGCAUUUCUAUCAGCAGCCCAUCGCUAUUCCGUCUUUGCAUGUGUUUGGUGAUACUGACCGGGUCAUCCCUGGAGAAUUGAGCCAGGACCUGUCCAAAUCCUUCGUCGAUCCUGUGAUUCUUACUCACACGGGAGGACAUUUUGUUCCCGUCUCUGCUCCUCAGAAGCUGGUUUACUCAGAGUUCUUGGAGAGGUUUCAGAAGAAAUAAUUCGAGCCUCAACUAGGUUUUAUCGUUAAGGCAUUUGUUUACUGGAGAUCUUUGAAAUGUGAUGCAUUUCCAUUUGCUUUAAAGAUGAAGAAAUAAUCCCAGAUAGUUCAUCCAGAGGGUGGUGAUUGUGGACGGGUAUGGAAGAAUACCCAAUUUAACAUAGUCUACCCAUUGUGAGAGACCCUGAGAACUCGUCUGAAUCCCUCACAAACAUAAAUUUCUCCUUAAUUAAUCCUGGCCUUGUCCAACACUUGUGGGCAUAUGAUUUUCCAAAGAGUCACUGGACCUUGAUCAGGAUUGGGAACUCAAGCUCAUCUUCCUCAGAACCAACCAUGAAUGAUUUUUCUGCCUUCUUUGCUGUGAGCCAUUGUCACAUUGCGAGCACCUAUCUUGUGCAAAUAAACCAUGUCAUUAUUUAGAAAAAAAGGAAAACUAAAGGACUAGACUUGCAUUAUUUUUUCUGUUGAAUGUGAGAAUCAUCGGUAAGCCCAGCAUUUUGUUGCUUGACCCUACUCAGCAUUUUUUACAACUGCUGGAUGUCUCAGUGGGUUUUUUAAAUUUCUUCUUUCACGGGUGUGCGCAUCACUAGAAGAACCAACAUCAGUUGCCCGUCCCUAAUCACCUUUGAACUUAAUGGCUUGCUCGGCCAUUUCAAAGGACAGUUAAGAGUCAACGAUGUUGCUGUGGAUCUGGAGUCAUGUGUCACAGACUGGGAAAGGAUGGCAGAUUUUGUUUCUUAAAGGACGUCAGUGAACCUGACUGAGUGACUGAUUUUUAAAACAAUUGAUGAUAAUGUCAUGAUCACCAUCACUGAGGCUGGGUUUAUGUUUUUGAAAACUUAUUGCCAGUUUUUAGGUCUUUUCUAAUCAACUUUCUCAGGGAGAUGUCUCUGGAGCAGAUAGGCCUUGAAUCCUGGUCUCUUGGUCCAGAGGUAGGGACUCUGUCACUGUGUCUGGUUUUUAAUUUGUUAGUUCAUUAGUUAAUUUGUGAUGACACCUCUAGAGUAGGUUGGACUUGAGCCUGCAUCUUCUAGCUCAGAGGUGGGUCUACUAUUCUGUUCCAGAUCUUAGAAUUUAAAUUCAAUUUAUAUCAGCUGCCAUGAUCUGAACCCAUGUCGCCACAGCAUUAGCCUAGGCCUCUCGAGUACUAGUCCAGUGACAUUACCACUGCAUCACCAUCUCCCUGUGAGUUUUCCACUCUCUUCUCCUUCGUGCACGUGGUCAUCUUGAACUGGGCCGACUUGAACUCAAGGUGGUAGGAAGCAGCUCUGGCAUAAGGUUGUCCAGCCACGCACCCUGAUUCACUUUAGUUCCCAUUAAGGUCACUGGCAGAUCUAUUUCCACCACAGCCAAAUACUGUAGCUGUGUUUCCAAGAUGCUUUGUUCAUUGGUGGUUCCCAAAUUUUUCCCUUUGAAGCUAGAGAGUGGGAGAGAUUGAGAGGGGGAGUCUGUUAGAAGGGGAGAAGGGCUAUUAUAGUUCAGUCAGAGCCAUCCAUUGCCAUCUCCGAAUUCACCACCUUGAUCUCACUUAAGAUCUUAGUGCUCCCCGAUUCCUACAUGCCUGCAUUCAAUUCCCAUGUGCUAUGUUGUUAACAUGCCGCUAUUACUCAGUUGCCAGGCAGGAAUAUGCAGCAGAAAAUGAUCAAAACAGGAGCAGAAGUGCAGCCUUGAGACUCUGAGCCUUUACCAUGGCCACCUGUCUGGUUAGGCAAGCUAAAUGCACGUUAAACUCCUUCAGGGCUUCUUGUCAUCAAGCAGUAAGAUUCCCUGCCAUUUGCGAGUUGAACUUAAUCUUGGCAGAAAGGGAUGCUGUUUGUGGAGGUUUGAAUCACAUUCUGUUAAAUCUGGAGGUGAAACUCCACCUGAGCCUAUAUGCAUAGCAUCCAAAACAUUGAGGGAAACAGAAUCGGACGAGAAUGGAGAAUAAUGCCCUUUUAUCCACAAUCUUCCAUCUUGGUAAUGGGUGAAAAUAAGUGAAGGGAAGUGAAAAUUAUUAAGUGUUUUGGUGCAUAAGGAAGAUGAUACAAGAGACUCAUUGGGACAGUCUGAUGCCUGAGCAUGUUCUGUGGAAUGGGAAGACAGAGGACCAUGUGUGAAGUUGGGUUAUUUGGCUUGUCUUGCCUGUGCUGGUUUUUUGGUGGAGCUUCCCAGCUGGUUUCCUGAAUGUUUUCCAUUCGAGCGUUUAUCGAGCUCACUUCUGAACAUUUCUGUAAUAUCCUGUUUUCAACACCCUUCCGGGCAAAACAUUCCAGAUCAUAAUAACCUCAUUGUGUAAAAUAAAAGUUUCUCAAUGCCACCUCUGAUUCUUUUGCGGAUCAGUGUAAGCCUGUUUCCUAUUACUACUCAGCCUCUAAUACUGCAAAUGACUUCUUAUUCCUUCUAACAAAAUCUUUCAUAAUUUUAAAUACCUCUAUCAAAUCUUCCCUUAGCACAGAAACUCAGAAUUGUUGUGCUGCAGAGAGGGGCCCAUCAUAAACGCACUGCCUCUGCACAUGAGCAUCAUGAAUUUGUGUUAUUCUUCUGCUUUUUCCAAUUGCCCUGCACAUUGUUUCUAUUUAAGUAAUCAUCCGUUGUCCUUUUGAAUGCCUCAUUUAAACUUGCCUUCAUUAUAUUUUCAGGCAGUGUUUCCUGAUCCAACCUAGUUGUUGUGUGAAAGUUUUUUUUUAAAUUCACCUUACAUUUACUUCCUUUGAAAAUAAUUUUAAAACUCCUCUUUUGUUUGCGAUCCUUUUAAAAGCAGGAACAGUUUGUCUCUAUCUACUCCGUGCAGUCCCCUUGAUUUUGAAAAUCUCUAUCACAUCUUCUCGUUGCCACCUUCGCUCCAAGGAGAAUUGUGUCAACCUCCUCUGUCCUCACAAUCCUUUCUCUAUUAACUUCAACAUUGCUCAUUCUCCUGCUGGCAUGUACAAGAAUUCCUUGACAGAAAGUACCAUAGCCUCCUCUGGCAUUCAAUGCCUCCCCUUUCCCCUCUCAAUCAACUCUUCACCCUCCCCUCUGCAAUCUCCUCCAAAAUCCCCUCCUUUUAAUAGCAGACUUUUCACCUCUCCCAAGGUUGUGUUUUGCUCUCCAUCUAACUGGACCUGGCAGAUUCUAAACUGAUCCACUCUGAAGGACAGAAGAUGGUAAACUAGUUCAUGAAAGCUUGAUGUGACACUGUGCUGUGGAGAGCUAUUGAGUAAUAAUUGCCCCCAUACACACCCAAAUAAGGAGGUAAACUGUUUGGGGAGGGAGAAGUUUGUAUUCAUCUGGUCUCAACAAGGACACCUUAUUGAGAGAUGACCGAGGCAGAACUGGGGCACAGCCAGCCAAUGCCUACUCAUUUAGGGUGCCGCAUCUGUUGGGCUGAACUGAAGAUGAUCUAAAUGGAAGAAGAAACCUCACUUGUCUGCACUGAAACUUAAGAAAGGUCGGUAGAUAGCUUUUUAAAUUAUCAAGGUUAUUUUGGAUCGUUGAUGGCUAGAAGUUGAGGAACCAGUCAGUUGUGAUCUAUUUGAAUGGCAGGGCACAUUGGAGGAGCCUGCUCCUGUUCCUCUUGUUGUGAACUGCUGGUUGAUGCGGUUAUUCUCACCCAUAGCUGGCAAGUUGCACCAGCUGGUUUGCUUGUGGGUACUCUUCCCCAUGAACUAACAGAUCAUCCCUCUUGCUAGGUCCCAGGCUAUGUAAGCUAGACACACUGCAGACUCUGAACAAGCACAUCCACUCUUCCUUCUGUCUUUGGCUCCAUUUAUGAUGGAUUUAUUUGGAAAUGGAAGGUGACAGGAAAUAAACAGGGACCCCCAGAGAGAUACCUGCUAACAACCUCACAGCAGAUGGCUUGAUGUAUUGAACAAUAAUUUGAUAUAAAAUCAAAUGAUUCCUAUUAGAGUGACAGUCACUCAACGAGGUCAUACCAUCAAUUAUGGCAGAAGCAGAAACUUGCUCUGUUUGUAAAACACAUUCUUUUGCAGUCGUUUGACUUUGGUUUCUCCCUCACUUUAACUCUGUUCAGAACAGUAACAGAAACAUCGUCUCUGUGUCUACUCCAUCAAUUUAAAGAGCGCUAUCAUCUUCAACUGUCGUCUCUUUUCCAAAUCAGAGCGGCAGCUCGAUCAUAUAAACACCCACUGUUUAUGUAACACGCACACAGUGGGGAGACUCCUGUUAGAGAGAUUCAGGUCAGAGUUCAUUGUAUAAACAAUUGUACUGUUAUAAAACAUUGUACAUUUUCCCCCGUUUCUUAUUUCAAUCAUCAUUUGGCAGUAGAUGGUUUGGGAUGUCCGCAUGUGAUGAAAGUCUCUAGUAAUCUCUAGUACAGCACCUUUGAGUGUAGUACAAAGUCCCAGGAUGCUUUACAGAGUCACUAUCUGAGAAAAAUGGGCGCUGUAGGAAAAGAGGAGCUAUUGAGCAGAAGCCUGGUUGAGGAGCUGCUUUCUAAGGAGAGCCAUAAGGGAGGCCACAGGGACGCCGAGGCAGAGCCCUGAGGGAAUCAAAGGGUCUGAAUGGAGUCUUGCUGUUUGCAGUUGCUUGAAGAAUUGGGUCUGACUACUUUGUGCUUUUGCAGCUUUUAAGAAAUCCUUGUACUCAAAUGAAGUGAAGGAGUGGGUGCGAGGAACAUUGUCCAGGGCUUGUAAAUUUCCCACGUAAUUGCAAAAAUAACAUGAUGAUCCUGUCGGUAUAUUUGUUAGCCCAAAAGCAUAAAUUAUGCUUGUAAUUCUCAAUAAUGGUGUAACCUGCAAUUAAAUUUUGCAAGUAUAUUUAUUUUCUAAAGUGUGGAAUGGAUCUAACUUCUCAUGUCUUCUGAUACUGUUGGUACCUGUUGCACAAGUAAAGCACAGUCAAAUUGUUGUUUCAA